This is a messenger RNA of Colletotrichum chrysophilum, 726 nucleotides long. RefSeq lists its product as uncharacterized. The transcript has a single exon. The coding region runs from base 1 to 726 and encodes 241 amino acids. NCBI's taxonomy places the organism in Eukaryota, Fungi, Ascomycota, Sordariomycetes, Glomerellales, Glomerellaceae. The record is from RefSeq and is a predicted model, not a curated record.
AUGAAGUUCUCAAAGAAGACUAUUCUCGCCACGAUGGCAGCUCAGGCUACGGCACUCGUUCAGAUGGAAGUUCGCUACAGCGACCGAAUGGUUGACGUUGGCAACCUCGAUCUGUUCGCCGUCACAUGGCAAGCCAUAUACGGCGAAGCAGGCAACACCCGAGCCAUCAUGACCGAUCGAUCCUUCGGCUCCCAGACGAACACUUGUACCUGGGCCGAAGACUACGACCCAGACCUGACCGUCCAGGUCAAGAUGAAUGGCGCUUGGGGUCGGACUCCUGGCCUCUCCGACAACCAAAUGCGUGACGGCCUUGUCCAGUCUAUGUGGGAGGUUCUUCGCACUGUCUCGGACCCUUACGGUUACGAGGUCUUCAACGGUUGCCGCGGUCUUACCUGGAUGGAAAGUGUGGGCUACCAUGAGGAUGCCGCAUGUGGACCCAAGAGCGCGCGUAACUGCGAAUACGCUUGCCGUAACGAGAACUCCCCUGGCUUGGCCCAAUGCGAGAACCAGACAUGGGGUCACAAGGUCCCUUCGACUCUGCGUGUCACAGCUUACAUUGAUGGACGACUACAGGCUGAUGACCUGAUCAUCGAGUUUGGUGCGACAAAGAACCAGGAGCCCGGCGGCUGUGGUCUUGUCGGGGAGGUUGCCGGAUUUCUCGCUGGAUUCAUCCCUGUCGGAGGUGAUCUGUUCGCCAAGGGCAUUGAGAUUGGCUGUGCCGAGUAG